Messenger RNA from Amaranthus tricolor (Joseph's coat), 1172 nucleotides. RefSeq names its product rho GDP-dissociation inhibitor 1-like. The transcript is spliced from 5 exons. Gene Ontology annotation, biological process: Rho protein signal transduction. Gene Ontology annotation, cellular component: membrane; cytosol; cytoplasm. The coding region runs from base 222 to 935 and encodes 237 amino acids. NCBI's taxonomy places the organism in Eukaryota, Viridiplantae, Streptophyta, Magnoliopsida, Caryophyllales, Amaranthaceae. Gene Ontology annotation, molecular function: Rho GDP-dissociation inhibitor activity; protein binding. The record is from RefSeq and is a predicted model, not a curated record.
UUACCUUUAAUUCAAAGCUACCAUAUUUGCCACUUUUGAAACCCACAUAGCAUAUGCUUUCAUCAUGACCAUAACUUGCUCAAAUAAAUAUUCUAUUAGUUUCUCAUUCCCAUAAAUACAACCCAACUUCAACAUUAAGCACCAUACUAAUACCAAAGCAUAUCUAUCUCCUAUAGUUUUAUUGUGUUUUAAGAACACAAAAUACUUUUAAAAAAAAAAAAAUGUCAGCUGUAGUAGGAAGUGUGACUACUCCAUCCCAAAAUGCAGGAAUCAUUCUAUCUUCUAAUAUGAAGAAAGAAGCUGAGAAAAAGAAUGAUAAGAUUAGUGCUGAAGUUUGUAAGGAUUUGAUUAAAGAAAUGAAUAAGAAAUCUGAUGAUAUUGAAGAAAAGAAUGAUGAACAGAUAAUUGAGAAGGAUGAUCAUAAGAAUGAUGAAAGUUCAAGCAAACAAAAUCAACUUCUUAUAAGAAACAUUGGCCUUUCAGUUGAAGAGAAGAAAUUAAGGCCAGAAGUAAAGAUAUUGAGGCUGAAUAUAUAUUCUCCUGAUCGAGCUGAUGUAGUGCUCCCAAUCCCAUUUCCUUGUACAAGCUCUAAGGACACACUCUUUACUCUUAAAGAAGGAAGCAAAUACCGAAUCACAUUUCAUUUUUCUGUAUCUCAAGAUAUUGUUAAAAACCUCUCUAGUGUUUAUUCUGUUUGGAAAGCUGGAGUUAGAGUGCGGCAAACAACGAAGGUGAUAGGUACAUUUAGCCCAAGAGAACAGGAAUAUACACACGAAUCAGAUAAAGGUGUUACUCCUUCUGGAUUCUUUGCUAGGGGUUCUUUCUUCAUCCGAUGGAAGUUUGUGGAUGAUGAUGGCAAUUGUUACUUGGAUACCAAUUACUAUUUUGACAUCAGAAAGGACUGGGGAGCUUCAGAAAAGUGCUCAAAUAAUUAGCAUUAAAUUAAUAGAAUUAAAUUGUAAUCCUGUAUUUUUACAAGAAUGAAUAAUUGCAAAUCCUAGAUUUGCAUGCUUAAUUUGGUCUAUCUAUUCAAUUGUGAGUAUAAUAUUAUGUCUAGUUUGUACUUAAUCGUUACUAGAAACUUUCAUUUUUAUCUCAUGUAUUGUAAUGCUUUUCGGAAUUCCAUUUAUCCAAAUAACAUAGAAACAUAAGUAUGUAUGCCCAUUCCAUCA